GUCAGUUGAGGAUAGAACAUGCUCGCGGACAGGUACUGAGCGUCGGUGCUACACAGAAGGGUUUUAAGACUCAAAUUGUUGCACGAGGACACUGGCCGUACUCCAGUGCCACCACAAGGAAGGCCUGGCAGCAGGACAGUGAGGCUCCUGUUGAAGGAAAAUGCAGCAACAGUGAACAUUACUAGCAACUUAAUGUGACUUCUGUGAUAUUAACAUGUAACAUUUUAUGCAUGGAAAUAUGCUAAAUUGAGAAAAGACGAUAUAGUGUGUGCUUAGUUGUGGGGCAGAAGAGCGCUGCGUGUGCUGUGGUGGCACCCUCGACAAUAAUGUCUCUGCUGUCGCUGACGGCGAAGAUGGUGGCAGCGGUGCAGUGUGGCGGAGGCUCCCUCGGCUCCAGGUCCCGAAGGAAGAAGUUCGAUGACAACCAGUGGUGGGAAUUGUUUGACAUCAACACAUCACGGUUCUACUACUACAACGCCACAUCACAGAAGACUGUGUGGCACCGACCCCAGAACUGUGACAUUAUUCCACUAGCCAAGCUCCAGCAAAUCAAGCAAAAUACUGAAGUAGCAGAGGACGAGGAGGGACGCAAGGUGGUGCGGGAAUCCAUUGGUACACAGACACCUUCCAAGGCAGGGCCGCAGCUUGCCCUGACCCUCCCUGCGGCUGUGACUUCCCAUCCCUCUCUCGGCCUCCAGCUCCACUGCACAACUCCCAGCAAGAAUGGUCCACUCCCCACCGGCCGAGCAUCUCCCAAAAAUAUUCCGCCACAAACUUUCCAAGUAUCUUCUAACAGUGGUUCAACCUUUUCACCUAAAGUAUCUCCCAGUAGCUCAUUAUCAUCAUCACGAUCAUCUCUCAGUAUGGUUCCAAGUCCAGGGUCACUUCAAAGAUGUCACAGUACUCUUCUUGGGAGAAAAGGAACAAGGGGGUCGCUACCGGGGAUAGGCAGUGGGACAAGAGGGUUGGUAACGGGGCUUGGUAUUGGCUCUCGGAGAUCUCAGCCAGGAAGUGGGAGUGGAAUGCGGGAACUUGGGGUUGAGAGUGGAUCUUCACGGGGACAGCAGCGGUGGUCAGGUGGUGUGUCACACUCACGCUCCUCUGGCCUGGGAUCAUUGCAGAAGAAAGAAGGUGGGCCAGAGGGUCUCUCAUUUCCGCACUCCUUAUCAAAGAGGGUGAUCAGCUCUACGACACAGACGUCCCCAGUGCCCUCUCCACGACCCUCUCGAAGAUCCUCGGCCCACAGUGCCCCCACCUCCAGUGUGGCAGGUGGAGUAGGAAGUGGUAGUACUGGUGGUAGUGGGGGCAGUAGUAAUCACCACCACCACCACCAUCGACACACUGGUUCAUGUUCACACCACCAUCACCACCACAGUGAUGCAAAUGGAGAGACAGGUGGAGGCAGAAGGGUGCGGCGAAGCUCUCAGUCCUCACAGGGAUCUUCAUUCUCCUAUUCUCGGCCUUACAAACAGGAAUCUGGGAGAUCGAGUGACAGUUCCAUGUCUCAAAGCCGCACCUCUCUGGAAAAUUCUGGGUAUCGGCUAUUGGAGUCACCUCGGGGUGGACCAGGCUCAAGGGAUUCAAAACGUGGUGGAUCAGCUAAUAGUCGGGGUAUUGGAGAGAGGCGAAGUAAAGAUAAAGAUCCAGUUUCUCCUCGUUCCCCAGAUUCUGUGUCAUCCCAUUCAUCCCCUACACACCCACAACAGGGUGCACCAACAACUCCAUCUUCUCAUCGUCGUGCUCAUACCGAUACACAUGACCCAUCUUCUACUAAAUAUAAGGUUAUUCCUCAACAUGACUUUUCACACUUACAAAUAGCUAAACAGCGCAGCUUUGAUGUUUCUAAUUAUCCAAAGCGCUCAGAGCUAAACCUAGACCGACCAAGAGAAAUGGCUCUCUCUCGCAGUUACAGUUUUAUGUCUAGGCCACGCUACCAUGAUGAAGAUGGAAUGCAUGAGCGUUUUUUAAUUGGUGCUAUGAGAUCAGUAGAGUCGACACCACAACCUCGGCGACGCCAAAAAGGUUUGGAUGUAGUGGCUGGAAGUCCCGACUCUCUUGGUUCACAUGGUUACCUUAAUUAUCGCCAAAGAUCUGACAGCUCAGGCUUAGAAAGCCUUGCUACUCCAAUGAUGCACCGCAAGCAACGCUCUCUUGAAUCUGGGAAGUCAAGGUUGAAAAUGGAUAUACGAUCCAGUAACAGUGCACACACCAGACUUGUUACAUCAGAUUCUAGUCCAAGUCCUCCUAGUCCCAAACAUGAGUUUUUACCCUUCAACUUUGACUCUCCUCGAGGUCAAGACAGCGGAGCAUCUACUUUAACUGACAAAGACACAAGGUCUAACUAUGGUCGUGGCUCUGCAGACAGCUCCCCUCACUCUCAGGUUGACUCGGGGCUGGUCUCUGGAACAACAGGAAGUAGAGGAUCUGUUGAUAGUAAUUCUCGACGAACUGACUCUCACCAGGCAACAGUUGACAAAGAAUCUUCAAAGGAUCCUGCAGUUGAAAAUUCCAAUAAAGCAUCCUCAGUCAAGAGUGGUAGCGAUCGCGAUGGGCGCCGCUGCAAUCAUCGUCGUCACCACCACUGCAGUAAACAUCGCGGAACUACAGCCACCAGUACCAACACAACAAAUGCCACUGCUGCCACCACUGACAGUGAUCGCAGUGACACUUUACAGAGCAGCAGCAGUUCUCAACAUCUGGUCCACACAGGGAGCAAUAACAGUCAGAAUCACAAUUCUAGCUCAGGCAGCAGCAGUACUGCAAAACAAACAAGCCCCAAUAAUAGCAAACAACUGAGUCCUAAUAACGGAGGGAGUAGCAACACUAAGCAGCCAAGUCCCAUCAGCGUGUGCAACACAGGGAAGCAAGACAGUAGCCCGCAACACCAUGAUUUGACUCAUUUAUAUUCCAAUCUGGACUAUGUGUACGAGCAGCCAGUUUACCAGUACAUUAUGGAACAAGCAAAACUUACAGGCUACAGACUUGGAGACCCACUUUAUGAAGAUGCAGAUUCCUUGCACAGUGAUGAUUCUGGUGGCCAGCAUGAUGAUAGUGAUGAAUUUGCAGAUGAUGAAGGAAUGUCUAAUGCCGAUUCCUCUUCACAGGAGUACCUUGAGGAUGUUAAUUACCUGGCGGACGAUGAGAUGUAUGCUCAGUUUUUCACACCAUAUACUUGGAAAAAUAAGAGCAAACCAGAAGGAGAAGAAGACAUUCCAGAGAGUAACAAGGUCUCAAGAAUUUCGCCAGCUUCCUCGACUGCUCCCAUAAGCAGUGGAGCGCCGGGAAGCUUGGUACAGAUUUCAACUCCAUCGGCACCGCGGCCAAUCAUCACCAACAUCACUGCAACUCCAAUGCCGCCAAAUAGCCUACCACUGGAUACGCAGCACGCAUCACUGAGAAGAAAGAAGGAUGCUCCGAAUCAUCAACCAUUGUAUUCUCCCAUACUGGAGAAGGGCGAGCUAAGUAACCGUGAUGGCAGCAGCAGCAGUGGCCAGUUGGGCAACCGUCCAUUGUCUAUAUCCAUCCCCAAUAUGAUGGACUCUGCCUUGACCACUAACCCCAUCACUGGCUCCCUCCAUCGCCCACCUCAGGGUUUGACUGCACUUUCUCUUAUGAAAAAGCCUCCUUCCGAGUCUGACUUUGAGCGAUACAGCAGUACUGGUGGUGGUGGUGGUGGUGGUGGCAGCGAUGGUCAUAAUCUUAUGGAGAAGUAUGCUCAGGAAAAUCUCAACAUUCACACUCGUGGUCUUUUACGAAAAAAAGUUCCGGUUAUAGAUAUGAUUUCUUGGACAAAGGACCCAAUUCGGAAACCAAUGUUGGCAACUUUGGACAAAUCUGUAAAAAAUCAAGCCUGUGAGCUUUUCAGACUGGUUCAAAUCUACAUGAGUGAUCGGAAACCUAAACCUGGAAUGACACUUAAUUCAGUGGGCCUAGAUAUUGUCAGUAUGUGUUAUAAUUCCCUUGGACUUAGGGAUGAGCUCUUUGUUCAGAUCUGCAGACAAACUACAGAAAAUCAUAAAAGAGAUAGUUUACGACGAGGUUGGGAGCUUCUAGCUAUCUGUCUCGCAUUCUUUCCUCCAUCGGAUAAAUUUGGCCCCUACUUGGCUGGUUAUAUUGCACGACAUUGUGAUCCUGCCUAUUGUGCCAUGUUCCCUGAUGUCUCCAAAUGGCCUAUCCAUAUUCAGGUCGCGCACUAUGCUGGAGUCUGCAUGAAACGCCUAGAAAGAACAACAGUCAAUGCAAAGAGACAGCGAUUGAGAAAGCCCACAUUAGAGGAAAUCGAUUUGGCACGCUUGCAUAUUUUCCGAGCAUCAAUGUUUGGUGGCACAAUUGAGGAAGUCAUGGCUCUUCAAAGAGACAGGUAAGAAAA
This is a messenger RNA of Procambarus clarkii (red swamp crayfish), 4369 nucleotides long. NCBI's taxonomy places the organism in Eukaryota, Metazoa, Arthropoda, Malacostraca, Decapoda, Cambaridae. The record is from RefSeq and is a predicted model, not a curated record.